Morchella importuna is the source of this 483-nucleotide messenger RNA. RefSeq lists its product as uncharacterized. The transcript has a single exon. Bases 1 to 483 code for a protein of 160 amino acids. The record is from RefSeq and is a predicted model, not a curated record. NCBI's taxonomy places the organism in Eukaryota, Fungi, Ascomycota, Pezizomycetes, Pezizales, Morchellaceae.
AUGGCGAGACCUACGACGAUAAGACUAGAACAACGCAUUCCCCGCGGGAGCCAGCCUUAUCCCUUUUAUCGUUGGAGAUUCAGGGGCGAGCACGUCGAUACUGCGCUCAUGCAUGCUGUACGUAUCGAAAAUGUGAAGAUGGUUAAACAUUUUACCGAGACGUUGAAUCCUGCGGCGAUGUUCCGUUCCCGAAGCUCGGACCUUCCAUUUGAUACCGCCAUGUCUAAGUUCGAAAACAACAAAACCGAUACCAACUACAUCGCGAUCUUAAAGAUAUUAUUCAAGACUGUCCAUAUAAAGCACUACGUGCGUUGCCAGGGACGCUUCUGUACACCACUGUCUUGUGCGGUGCUGCACAAUUUCGAGGAUGAAGUGAGAGAAUUGGUGUCGAGGAAGGCCUCGUUCGAAGACACGGACGGCUGGGGGCUCACGCCCUUGACGACGGCAAUUUUGGCAAAUAAUGAUGAGAUGCAAAGCUUUUGA